Molecule: messenger RNA, 2169 nt
Organism: Arctia plantaginis
Lineage: Eukaryota; Metazoa; Arthropoda; Insecta; Lepidoptera; Erebidae
Source: the annotation of a GenBank genome assembly
AUGGCGAACACCAAGCUGGCAGGGGGUACCACAGAGGAGGCCCUCGCUAAACUAAGCUUAAGCCAGGGGCUGAGCGACGUAGAUAUGGACAUUACACGCCUAGCAGGGGAGGCCCUUUUACUCAACAGGCCUUUGGCUUCCCUCCUCCUGUCAGAGCGUGUGUGCCCGAUUUGCGUUGUCCAGCACCUGGCCGGUGAGAGGAACAACGUCAAGCUAACGAUGGAGCAGAAGCCAUACGAGGGCGCGGAGGCCUUGAAAUCACUUAUCUUGACAAGCGAGAGUGGGGCGCUUGAGGCUAUGGCCGCGGCGCACAACCAAGAGAUGCAUGCCAUGAACGGCAAUAUCAACUUCUCGGUUACCCACGAUACGUCCAGGGCGGACGUCAUGGCCGCAGCCCUGACGCGAGCUACGCGUGGCGUCCGUCAUCGCCACGCCAACCAGGUCGAGACGGAGCGACGCCUACGUGUCGCGCAGGAAGAGGUCCCUAUGCUGGUAUACACCAGCAAUGUAGCAAACGGGGUCGGACUGGUCAGCGCCCCUCCAACCCGCCAUCAAAUCUUUUGGUUUUAUGGCACUUCGGCACAGCCCGCGCCGGCUGGAGCUACGCCCACUCACGCGUCGGGGUGUGGGGAGCCCAGUGAUGGAUUACCCACACGUAGUGUCCUGGAAACCACCGGCACUGUGCUGCCUCCGCCCCCCUCAGCCAGUAGCAUAUGGGUCACCCGCAUGUCUCGGGCAUGGCGGGAGUGGGGGCUUCCACUGAAAGGGGACGUUCCGCGGAUGGCGCGCGUGGUGCCGGAGUUGGAUGACGAGUGGGAGGUGGCGGCCAUAUCAACACGUCACCUAGACGAGGUAAUGCACCGACAGACACGUGCAGUGGUAUUGGCAAAUGGACAAACGUGGUGUAUUGACGAUCCAAGCGUCGCCGUCGUUGUGAUAGACUAUGCCUCGGGCAACCCACAGCUUAUGUGGGCAUUGCAGUUAGUGUUGGCGGCCCCGUACCCUUUGGUGGAAGUCGAUGAACUGUUUGUCGUAACCGGACCAGAGGGGGCGGAGGCGAGUAGGUUGACAGCUAUGCGGCGCAACGAAUGUUGCGUCACGAUAGACAACAGACGGCGCAAAUUUCUGAUAGUGACUGCGACAGGAGAGUCCGUCAUGCAGAUAGCGGGAGUGGAAGUACAUGUAGCAGGAUUGGACAGAAACAGGGAGCCAGAACAGAUAUUCUCCCAGCCAAUAGGCGAGAUGUUGACGGCUUGCCUUGAUAGAAUUUUACGAUCACCAACACCCCUUAAAGUCACGAUGGAACAGUGCCUUUCCAUAAGAAUGACGGCGCCCAACGUUGACUGGGCGCUAAUUGACGAGAUAGUCGCGUGGUUGACGAUGCGGUUCGUCCCUCAGCCAGAGGUGUUCCGGGACGAGGCCGGUGGCUCGGAGACACAUUGGCUUCCCAGGGCAUACUGUGGCGUCGCCUACGCUACACACGCGCUGCCAGAAUGUGUAGCACCAGAAGACGAAAGCGCGUUUUACUACCAUGACCAUGCAACCACGUUCACCGACAACGUGUUCGUCAGCAGGGCCCUAGCCAAUACAGCCCCCGCACUACGCGUUGGGGCUUGGACUAAUGAGGCAGAACUCGUUACUGGGCUUGGCAUCGCAACGUAUGUGCAUAGCGAGCGCGGUACCGCUUCCAGUGAGAAGGGGACCGCUAUGGCGCUCGACGAAGUAGAGCGCGCGAUGCUCAAGCGCCGCCUUUAUGAGGAAUGGAAGAGGGGAGUGGGGAUAAGCGACAGGGCUGUCAGCCCCGAGCUCAUGGGGAACGACCGCGCAUUCUGGGACACCAUAGUAUAUGGUGCCGGGGAGGAGUCAGACGCCGUAUCCGCCAUAGGGGAGGCGUCCACGUCAGUGGGCACCUCCACGGCCCAUUUGCACUCGCGCCUUACCAUCGGUUCCCUGCGCGCACGACCUGGAAAGGGUGGGCAGAGCGGACCUGAUGCUACAGACCCGUCAGGUUUUCAGGGCGUGGCGCCCACAUCAUCGCCCGAUGUCCCCACUGCGCCUGGGGGCGUCGUAAAUGUCGGCGCCGCCCUAACCCCGCCCACCACGAAGCCGGGGGCUUCAGUGGAGAUGGCGGAGCGCAAUGCCGACCACGUAGCGGCGCAGGACGCUUAG